Messenger RNA from Quercus robur (English oak), 816 nucleotides. RefSeq lists its product as uncharacterized. The transcript is spliced from 2 exons. NCBI's taxonomy places the organism in Eukaryota, Viridiplantae, Streptophyta, Magnoliopsida, Fagales, Fagaceae. Bases 1 to 816 code for a protein of 271 amino acids. The record is from RefSeq and is a predicted model, not a curated record.
AUGACCGCUGCACUUAGGAUGCUUGCUUAUGGAGUAGCGGCUGAUUUUAUGGAUGAAUAUGUGAGAAUAGCAGAAACCACUGCAAUAACUAGUUUGAAAAAAUUUGUUGCAGCAGUGGUUGCUAUUUUUUCAGAGGAAUACUUGAGGUCACCAAACAAUGAAGGCAUCGCUAGAUUGUUAGCCCAUGGCCAAAACCGUGGAUUUCCAGUGGCUUCAUAUGAUCUUUGGAUAUGGCACUCAUUUUUUGGGUUACCUGGAUCAAACAAUGAUAUUAACGUGUUGGAGCGGUCUCAUGUAUUUUCUGAACUUACACAAGGACGUGCUCCUGCAGUUAAUUACUCAAUUAAUGGUGAGGAUUACACAAUGGGAUAUUAUCUUGCCGAUGGCAUAUAUCCACAAUGGUCAACAUUUGUGAAGACAAUCCCAAGGCCACUAUUAGCAAAAAAAAAAUUAUUUGCAAAAGCUCAGGAGGCAUAUAGGAAGGAUGUAGAGCGUGCAUUUGGAGUGCUUCAAGCACGAUUUGCUAUUGUACGUGGACCUGCACGGUUUUUCUAUCAUGAAACACUACAUGACAUUAUGAAAGCGUGCAUAAUUCUUCAUAACAUGAUUAUUGAAGAUGAGCGAGAUGAAGCUGAAGCAGUGGACUUAGAUUAUGAACAAAUUGAUGAGAUUUCAUGUACACCAAUGUCACGUGAGCCAACAAAUGAAUUUACGGAAUUCAUUCAAGUUCAUCAAUGCAUUAGGGAUCGAGAAGCUCAUUCUCAACUCCAAAUGAAUCUCGUUGAGCAUUUAUGGCAAUUACAAGGAAAGUCAUGA